ACUUUUCAAACUUCUCAGAAACAAGAGUCAGAUCACAGAGAGAGAGAGCGAUAAAUGAUGAAGGUUACUUCACCGGAGUAUCCGGCGCGCCAAUCAAACGUUUUCUACGUUACAAUAUCAUCGAUUCUGACUCUUCUCGCAAGGCAAGCCAGCCGUUUAACGAGAAAAGCUAAAUUAUCAACGACGAAGCCGAUUAAUGACGCCGAUGACAACGAGUGGAGAAUCGAUCUUAAGUCGCCGAAAUCGCGACCGAAGAAAUUGCUAAGUAACAUAAGCAACAAAGCUCUGUUGCAAUUCCUGAAGAAGAAGCGAGGGAAGGAAAGGGAUGAGAAAUUAGAAGGUUGGGGAAACGGCGGCGUUUGGCAGAAAGAGAUAUUGAUGGGAGGUAAGUGUGAGCCGUUGGAUUUCUCCGGUGUGAUUUACUACGAUAUUAACGGAAAACCGACGGGUGAAAUUCCUUUGAGGUCUCCACGCGCUAGUCCUUUGCCUGGUUAUCUCACUCGCCAUUGAAUUCAAUGUUAUCGCGAAUCGUAUGCUACUUGCACAAAUUACUACCAACUAGGAGAUGAAAUUAAAUUAGAUAUACUAUAGAUGCACGUGACUUGUUGUCGAUCGCACGUGGCUCUCAUUUUUAGUUUUUCUUUCUUAAUACUGUUUUUUUUUUUUUUUAAGUAUAAUUGAAAAUUUAGAAUUAAUAGCGUGUGUUUGUUGUUGGUUGAUGAAAAGUGAAAAAUUUUGUAUGGAGUUUGUGCGAAUAUUGUGAGCCUCUGGCCUCUUUGUGUGAAAUGAAAAUAAUAUUUAAUCAAUAUAACAUAGAUAA
Molecule: messenger RNA, 820 nt
Organism: Cicer arietinum (chickpea)
Lineage: Eukaryota; Viridiplantae; Streptophyta; Magnoliopsida; Fabales; Fabaceae
Source: RefSeq, a predicted model, not a curated record